CCCUCACCAAAACCUGUACCCAGACAGACAUGUCACCUUGCAAGUCACUUCACAGUCAUGAUGCGAGGUAGCUUUUCAUUCUCCAGGGAGAAUUUUCACUAAAUACCGGACGUUUGAUAAUUUAAAUUUGAAAAUGAUCCGAAUCAACAACACCCAAUACUUCCACUUCCUGCAGCAGGCAGAUGCCUUACGUCGCUCAGGGUCGCUCUGUGAUGCCAUCAUCUCUGUGAAGAGUCAAACUUUCAGGGCUCAUCGGCUGGUACUGGCUUGUGCUAGCAGAAGACUCGCGCAGCAGCUAGCCCAGGCAGACAUAGACAGCCCAGUCCACUGCACUCUGGAGUAUUUAUCACCCCACACCUUCCAGCAAGUUCUGGACUUCACCUACACACAGACUCUUGAAGUGUCUGUGCAUGACCUGCACCUGCUGCUUAGAGCUGCUCAGUUGUUGGAGAUGCAGCCGCUGGAGGACCAGUGCCGGAAGCAGCUGGGCAAUCUCCACUACAGAGCCAGAGAGGAGGGCAAAAUGAGAGAAAUCAUAUGUGUCAAAGACGAAGAAGAAGAAUGUGGAGAGAACGAUCAAAAGCGAAAGGAAAGUCCAGUUCAGGAGGAGAAACUGAAAGAGACGCCUUCCCCAGUGGAGGAGGCAAGCGACUACAUUGUCAUGGAAAACCUCUCGCCCUCUGAUCCUGAUAAGAACUCCAACAGUCAGCCAUCCCCAAGAAAGAAGCCCAAACUCCCCCCUGUGUCAGCAACAUCCCAUAACAGAGACAGUGUUUUCACCAGGCCUGCCAGCAGCAGUUCCUCUUUCUCUUCUCCCUGGACAAACAUGUGGAGCUCUGUGAGCACCCUGAGGCGGUUAGCGAACUAUUCAAGCUUAAUUGCAACUCACCCCCUUCAGUCCCCAAACCAGUCCUCUGUAGCAUACCCAUUCUCCCUCUCCACCCCUCACAUGUUCCCUCUUCUCGGCUCUCAUUUUCAAACCCCUGUUCACAGCUCUGUAAUGGGUUACUCAGGCUUUUAUCCACAUUACACACAAAAGCUUUACACCAGGUCUACAGGGAUGAGGAACAUAAUCAAGCAAGGCCUGUUAAAAAGAAAAAAAAACAGCCAGAGAGCAUUUACUGGGACCGUUCAAACCAGUGAGCAAAGUUACCAUGAGGUACCCAAAGCCAGCAGAGAGAGAGUUAAAGACUGCAAACACUGCAGUACAAGCCUCCGUGUUGAUCCAGUGCUGCGGGAGUCAGCCUCCACACUACCAGGUGAUGCCUGUGCAGGGUGUCGAUUCUGUGGAAGAGGAGAUGUAGUUCAGCAUGAACCACAAUCCAAUCGACCAGACCACAGAGGUGAUAAACCCUACCAGUGCCAACACUGUCCCAAGAAGUUUAGUCUGAAACAUCAACUCGACACACACAUCCGUGUUCACACUGGAGAGAAACCCUUUGAGUGUCGUCUCUGUGGGCAGCGCUCACGGGACUACUCAGCCAUGAUCAAGCACCUGCGCACUCACGGCGGGGCCACACCCUACCAGUGCACAGUGUGCCUGGAGUUCUGCAAUAGCCUGGCCGCCAUGCAGAGACACGUCAAGAGCCACGCAGUGCAGGACUUCCCUCCUGACUGGAGCAUCAACAACACCUAUCUGUACAACUCACACAUGUGAGCCUCACAGCACAGACUCCUCUGUCUACACAAAGUUCUCACAAGUGUCGCUUUAGUUUGUGCCUCUCAUGUACCACCAAUAGGCCUACAUCUCAGUCACAGAGAUAAGCAUCUGUUUUUCUGAAGAAUACAUCCCCGAUGAUGUUUAUAAAAACAAGAAGGUCCUUUAACAACACUUAACACUCUCAAAGUUAUAACAAUAUUUGGAUCAACGACAGUUCAUAUCCAGGAUAAUCCCCAGAUUUUCCGCCAGAUGUCCCUCACCUUCCGUUCUUUGUGUUGCCGUUCUUAAACUUUGUUCUCUUCAGGAAACAAUCAGAACCUCCAAUCAGACAAGCUACACACUGAAAAUGGCAAGUUUUGAAGAAAAUUGGGAUCGUGCAACAAGGCAGGCCUGCUUGGCUCUUUCAGGGAAUGAUUGUAAAGAUUUACAAAGAAUAUGUUAAGGGCAUUUACUAUCUAACUGGGAUGUUUUGGGAUGGAUUGGCAGGGAUUUGUUAUGGACAAACUACACUGGUAAGAGCAAAUUAAGUUUAACCAUGUAUCCUGCUAAUUUAAAUAGCUCACUGGUCUCAGGUCUACUGUGUUGUGUGAACCGUUAACUUUAUUUAAUAUUGUAUGUGGCAUUUUCUUUUGCGGGGUGCAAAUGUUUCACCAAAACAAGUUCCUUCCCGAGACCAUUUUGAAGAGCCACUUUGUCUGCGUCUGGACCUUAGCGUUGCCCAGAAAGAAAUACAGAAACACAAGAAAUACAAACAACCCACAGCAUAUUUUUUUCCUAUCCAGGAAUGUAUUUGUGGAGGAGCCGGACCUUACUCCGCAGUGGAGAUAGGUCUGGCAAUGUGAGACUAUAACAAUACAUGAAAGGCACAAACUGGGGCUAUCACUGGUGUUGCAAUAACCUCUAUACAAACUGAAACGGCUCUGUAUUCACAUUUACAACUGUAGAAUAUAGAAAUGUGGGACUAAUUUCCCUUGACAUGUCAGAAAAGGUAAUGAAAGUGUUUACCAUUUAAUCAGGUCAUGUACAUGCAUUAAAGCCACAUCAACAGCUUCUCCUUGUGAAAUGACGCAGGCGCCAUCCCUCUUACUUUCAUACUUAUUGGAACUUCUUGUGAACAAAAGUCAGCAAAAUCCCAUAUAUGGUAACAUUAAACCAUUUUUGGAAGACUGUAUUUAUGAAACACUGACAAUAAGGAAUGUGGUGGAAGAAUAAAAACCUCACUGGACAGCUCAUUAAACUGCUUUGGUUCAUUGAGAUGAGAAUAACUGAGCUUUUGUAGGCAGCUAUGUCUGUCUAGCUAGUGACAAACUAUAGAGUAGAAUUUUCUUCUUUUUUUUAAUUCUUCCAUAGGUAGUUUUUUUGCAUCGUCAGUCACUGACCUAAUUCACUAGUUACAGUUCAAAGGCAUGAAUACUGAAUAAAUACCAAGUGGGGUUUGUUGAUUUGUACAGCAUUAUCUGAAUGUGUAUAGGGAAUGAAAUAAAUAAAUACAUGUUUAAAUCCUU
Molecule: messenger RNA, 3165 nt
Organism: Sander lucioperca (pikeperch)
Lineage: Eukaryota; Metazoa; Chordata; Actinopteri; Perciformes; Percidae
Gene: zbtb32
Product: zinc finger and BTB domain containing 32
Exons: 5
Coding region: 134-1657 (507 amino acids)
Biological process (GO): regulation of transcription by RNA polymerase II
Molecular function (GO): DNA-binding transcription factor activity, RNA polymerase II-specific; protein binding; RNA polymerase II cis-regulatory region sequence-specific DNA binding
Source: RefSeq, a predicted model, not a curated record